AUGACUGAUAUGACACAACCGGUGAAACAAUUGAAAACAUCACUCGAGACCACAGAUGACGGCAAUGAAGACAACAGACAACAGAUACAAAUCUAUGCAAAAGACUCAAUGGACAGAUUUGGUGAUGAUUUGUGUGCACUUAUAUUGACUUAUCUCACAUUUGAAGGUCGGUUUCAAUGCGAAUGUGUGUCCAAACAGUUCCAGAGGACAAAUUUGCAUACAAUUGAAUUGAAUGACUACUCUAACACUCAUAACCGACUGUUGGCCGCAUUCGCCGCACAGAAUCAGUGCAUUAGAUGUGUUGUCAUCAAAUCACUUGAUGAUCCGUUUAAUAAUAACCUGGUUGAAUUUGGUCAACAAUUGUCACGAUUAACACAAUUACGGGAAUUGACACUCAAUUUAAGAUGGUAUCGGGAACUCAUUGUCUGA
This is a messenger RNA of Medioppia subpectinata, 429 nucleotides long. The record is from the annotation of a GenBank genome assembly. NCBI's taxonomy places the organism in Eukaryota, Metazoa, Arthropoda, Arachnida, Sarcoptiformes, Oppiidae.